Molecule: messenger RNA, 1703 nt
Organism: Pezoporus occidentalis (night parrot)
Lineage: Eukaryota; Metazoa; Chordata; Aves; Psittaciformes; Psittacidae
Gene: CLK3
Product: CDC like kinase 3
Exons: 12
Coding region: 38-1507 (489 amino acids)
Biological process (GO): regulation of RNA splicing; peptidyl-tyrosine phosphorylation
Cellular component (GO): nucleus
Molecular function (GO): protein serine/threonine kinase activity; ATP binding; protein tyrosine kinase activity
Source: RefSeq, a predicted model, not a curated record
GGGCCCGGGCUGAGCCGGACCCCGCCUGUCCCCGCAGAUGCAUCACUGCAAGAGGUACCGGUCCCCGCAGCCCCAGGGCUGCCUGGGCCACCGCUGGAAGAGGAGGAGGUCCCGCAGCAGGGACGGCUGCGAGGGGAGGCUGCGGGAGCCCCCCCGCAGGGAGCUCGGCCGGAGGUCACGGUCCAGGAGCGCUGAGAGGAUGCCGUACCCGCGGCGGUGCAGGCGGGACAGCGAUGCCUACAGGUUUGAAGAGCGAAGCCCGUCCUUCGGAGAGGAUUAUUACUCGGGCCGCGGGCGGAACUGGCGGCGUUCCAGAGGCCGGGAGCAGCACCGUGCCAGGAAGUACCAGUACCACUGCCGGAAGCGCAGGACCAGGUCUUGUAGCAGUACCUCCUCGAGAAGCCAACAGAGCAGUAAGCGCAGCAGGAGCGUGGAAGAUGACAAGGAAGGCCACCUGGUGUGCAGGAUCGGCGAUUGGCUUCACGAGCGAUAUGAGAUCGUCGGCAGCCUCGGCGAGGGCACCUUUGGCAAGGUGGUGGAGUGCGUGGACCAUGCCAGAGGCAAAUCCCAGGUGGCACUGAAAAUCAUAAAGAAUGUUGGCAAGUACCGAGAGGCAGCCAGGCUGGAGAUCAACGUCCUCAAAAAGAUCAAAGAGAAGGAUAAGGAGAACAAAUUCCUCUGUGUCCUGAUGUCAGACUGGUUCAACUUCCACGGCCACAUGUGCAUCGCCUUCGAGCUGCUGGGCAAGAACACUUUUGAGUUCCUGAAGGAGAACAACUUCCAGCCAUACCCUCUCCCUCAGAUCCGGCACAUGGCCUACCAGCUCUGCCAUGCCUUGAGAUUUUUGCAUGAGAACCAACUGACGCACACCGACCUCAAGCCAGAAAACAUCUUGUUUGUCAACUCGGAUUUUGACACUCUCUACAAUGAGAAAAAGAGCUGCGAGGAGAAAUCCAUUCGGAACACGAGCAUCCGCGUGGCUGACUUCGGCAGCGCCACCUUCGACCACGAGCACCACACCACGAUCGUGGCCACCCGGCACUACCGGCCACCAGAAGUCAUCCUGGAGCUGGGCUGGGCGCAGCCGUGCGAUGUCUGGAGCACCGGCUGCAUCCUCUUCGAGUAUUACCGCGGCUUCACGCUCUUCCAGACCCAUGAGAACCGGGAGCAUCUCGUCAUGAUGGAAAAGAUCCUCGGGCCAAUUCCAUCCCACAUGAUCCACAGAACUCGGAAGCAAAAGUAUUUCCACAAUGGAAACCUGGUUUGGGAUGAGAACACGUCCGACGGGAGAUACGUCCAAGAGAACUGCAAGCCCCUGCGGACCUACAUGUUGCACGACUCACUGGAGCACGCGCAGCUCUUCGACCUCAUGCGGAGGAUGCUGGAAUUCGAGCCUUCCCAGAGGAUCACGUUCUCGGAAGCCCUCCUGCAUCCCUUCUUCACCGGCCUCUCCGCAGAGGAACGGAUGCUGUGCGGCCGCGGCGCCAGCCGGGACCUGAGCAGAUGACGGCCGGGGCCGGGGUGAUUCCUGCUGGAUUUGUACCUCCAGGAUCGGAGCCCCAGCCCUGCUCAGCCUCAGAGGGGCUGGAACACUGCACCAAGGACCCUGGGGCCGGGAAGGGGGGAAAAGCUCCGUUGGAAAGCACAGAUUUGUCUAUUUAUAUGUUGUAAAGUUAAAAUAAAGUGUUUCUUAUUGUUUGCUA